This is a messenger RNA of Aspergillus udagawae, 507 nucleotides long. RefSeq names its product extracellular proline rich protein (gene aclF). The record is from RefSeq and is a predicted model, not a curated record. Lineage: Eukaryota; Fungi; Ascomycota; Eurotiomycetes; Eurotiales; Aspergillaceae. Bases 1 to 507 code for a protein of 168 amino acids. The transcript has a single exon.
AUGCCAUUUAUCGACCAGUUGGCUGCAUGGCAGGCCGUGCAGGCCGGGCAGGGGAGCCAGGCCACGCAGGGGAGCCAGGCCACGCAGGGGAGCCAGGCCGCGCAGGGGAGCCAGGCCGCGCAGGGGAGCCAGGCCGCGCAGGGGAGCCAGGCCGCGCAGGGGAGCCAGGCCGCGCAGGGGAGCCAGGCCGCGCAGGGGAGCCAGGCCGCGCAGGGGAGCCAGGCCGCGCAGGGGAGCCAGGCCACAGAGGGGAGCCAGGCUACGCAGGGAAGCCAUGGCAUGCAGGGAAGCCGGGCCGUAGAGGGGAGCCAGGCCGCGCAGGGAAGCCAUGGCAUGCAGGGGAACCAGGCCAUGCAGGCAUGGUUAUGGGGCCCCAACCCCAGUACCGGCCGCAAAUGGUCAUCCGAGCGGUUCCGGGAGGCAUUGAAAUGGGAAACCUACACCCAGCUAGGCACCGCCAUCCAUAUUGCUGCAUACCGGGACAUCACUAUUGGCAUCAGCUGCUGA